AUGGUUAGUUUUUUUUCAAUUCAUUUUAGGUUUUUGAAUUAGGAAAGCAUAAUUUUAGCCAGUGGUUUCAUCUAAAGAAGCGAUUCCUCUCUAGGUCAAAAAUUUUUGAGCUGUUUUUUUUUAGUAAUUUCAUUAUUUUUUUUUCUAAAUUAUCUUAUUUUUCAGCCUAGCAAGAAGGUUAUCAGAAAGAAAGUCGCUUCCGUGCCAGCACAUCUUCGUGCUCAGGUUGCUGCUCAGAAAGAGGUGAAAAAAAUCCUCUUUUCGAGAAGCGCACUCGCCACUUCCACAUUGGUAUGUUCAUUAAUUCAUAAAUUUGAAUUUUUUUAAUAAAGCAAAAUAUAUUAUUAUGGGAUCGACACGUGAUUAGUGAUCCUCUUCGGGGUUGAUUACUUUUCUUCGUGGAGCAUCGAGUCUAUGUAGUUGUAGUUGUUCUCGGUCCACCGUGUCGUAAAUAAUGAGCUGUGUGGCCCUUCCGCUUCGAAGAUGCCCGGUUCAAUUCGUAUAUUCCUGAUCUCUCCGUAGUUCCAAUGGGACCGUGACGGUUGGGACAAACCAUGCGAAUCACAGUCAUAAUGAUGUCAAAUUUUUUUUAGUUCUCCUGUUCCUUGUCAUUUUCAUUAUGUUUAGGUGGUGACAUCCAGCCUCAACGUGACCUCACUCGUUUCGUGAAAUGGCCCAAGUACAUUCGCCUUCAGCGUCAAAAGGCUGUUCUUCAAAAGCGCCUGAAGAUCCCGCCACCAGUCAACCAGUUCCGAUUUGCCCUUGAUAAGCAAACUGGUUCGUACCACGUUUGAAUAGCUCAGAGUUUUUGUAAUAAGCAAGCGCUAUGCGCAGUGCAAUGAUGCAAAUUACUCUGAAAGGUAAAGUGAGUUAUUCACUUUUUAAUUUUUCCCGUAUUGAAGUUUUAGAAAAUUGAACUUUUCAGCCAGCCAGACCUUCAAGCUUCUGGACAAAUACCGACCGGAGUCACGUGACGCCAAGAAAGAACGUCUUCGCGCCCGUGCUGAAGCUCGCGCCGCCGGAAAGAAGGAAGAAGUCACCAAGCGUCCUCACGUCGUUCGUCAAGGAAUCAACACUGUUACUCGUCUUGUCGAGACCCGCAAGGCUCAACUUGUUCUGAUCGCCCACGACGUCGACCCUAUCGAGAUCGUUAUCUUCCUGCCGGCUCUCUGCCGCAAGUUCAACGUCCCUUACGCCAUCGUCAAGGGAAAGGCUGCUCUUGGGCGUGUUGUUCGCCGCAAGACAUGCUCGGCUGUCGCCCUCGUUGAUGUCAACCCGUAAGUUGACUCAUUUAAUUAAAUCAAUAAUUGAAAUAUUUUAAGUGAGGACAAGUCUGCUCUUAACAAGCUCGUCGAGACCGUUAACAACAACUUCAAUGAGCGAGGAGAAGAAAUCCGCAAGAACUGGGGAGGCGGCAUCAUGUCGGCCAGAUCUGACGCUAAGAAAAAUAAGCUUGAGCGAGCUCGUGCUAAGGACCUUGGCAAACUCUAA
Caenorhabditis auriculariae is the source of this 1491-nucleotide messenger RNA. NCBI's taxonomy places the organism in Eukaryota, Metazoa, Nematoda, Chromadorea, Rhabditida, Rhabditidae. The record is from the annotation of a GenBank genome assembly.